Dromiciops gliroides (monito del monte) is the source of this 4370-nucleotide messenger RNA. It is a transcript of the gene CPEB2, whose product is annotated as cytoplasmic polyadenylation element binding protein 2. The transcript is spliced from 12 exons. The record is from RefSeq and is a predicted model, not a curated record. Gene Ontology annotation, biological process: negative regulation of cytoplasmic translation. NCBI's taxonomy places the organism in Eukaryota, Metazoa, Chordata, Mammalia, Microbiotheria, Microbiotheriidae. Bases 146 to 3496 code for a protein of 1116 amino acids. Gene Ontology annotation, molecular function: ribosome binding; mRNA 3'-UTR binding; translation factor activity, RNA binding. Gene Ontology annotation, cellular component: neuron projection; synapse; nucleus.
CAGUCCUAGUGGCAGCUCCGGUCCUGUCCCGGGUUUCCUAGGUGGGGCAGGCGAAGGGAAGGGGGGGGGCGGUCUAUCUCGGCCCUGGUGCAGAUCGCCCCCUCUCCUCCCCAUUCCCUUCUUCCCCCGUGGUUGUACCUGAUAAAUGGGGGAUUACGGAUUCGAGUUACUGCACACCGCCCCGCUCCGAAGCAGCAGCCCCGGCCCCCUGUUCAGCGGCGGUGCUUACAGACCUUACCCGCCAGUCCCAGCCCCUGCCGCCCCCCAGCUCUCCUCCUUGCCCUUUGCCCCGCUCUCGCAGCCGCCGUUGCCUGUCACCGGUUUCUCCCUGGCCUCGACCCCCUCCCAGUUCUCCAUCCCCACCGGCAGCGGUGUCGGUGGCGGCGGCUGCAGCUGCAGCAGCAGCAGCAGCAGCAGCAGCUCCGCCGCCGCCGCCUCUUCCUCCUCCCCCCUGUUCCUGGCUGCGGCCGCUGCAGCGCACAACCAUACCAUGCAAGAUGAGCUGCUGCUGGGGCUGACACAGCAACAGCAGCAGCAACUCUCAGGGUCAGGGCUCCCCGAAAAACUCCCCAACCACCACCAUCCCGUCGGCAGCACGAAAGCGGGUGCGACCCACCUCCUCCCCUCCCAGGACUUCAAACCGAGUCUGCACCACCCCUCCUCCUCCUCCUCCUCCUCCUCCUCCUCCUCCUCCUCCUCGUCCUCCUCCUCCUCCUCCUCCACUACCUCCUCCCCCCAGGACUUCAGCAAGCAGCAGCAGCUGAGCAGCCAGAAGAGGAAAGAGUUCAACCCCCCCCACCCUCCCCACCCUCAGGACUUGAAGCAGCAGCCGCCGCCGCUCAACACCCCCGACCAGUUCAUCUCCCAGCAGCAGCAACAGCAGCAGCUCCACCAGCUCCAACAGGAGCAGCUCCAGAAACAGCGACAGCAGCAGUUCAGCCACCCGCACCACCCGCACCCGCACCACCACCACCGCCACUACCACCACCCCAAGCAGCCACCGGGAGACUACCAUCCCCUCCCCCAGCACUACCGGCCCCCGCUUCAGCCCUCGCCGCCCCAAGCCCAGCACCACCACCACGGGGGGGUGGACAGUCUUCGGAAGAUCCCGGCGGCGACAGCAGCGACCGCGGCGGCAGCCGGCGAGGGGACCGCCGCCGAGUCCCCCGAUGUGGGCUUGGCCCCCUCGACGCCGUCUGUGAAUCUCCUGCCGGGCUCAAAGCCGCCCCCGUCGAUGGAGUCCCCCAACCACCCUUUGCUCAACAGCUCCAGUACCCUCCUGCCGGGCGGGGGGCUCGGGGCCGGCGGCGGCUUCAGCAGCCUGCAGAGCCCGGACCUGCCUCACCCGGGCGGCGGCGGAGGGGGCGGGGGCCCCCCGGCCGCAGGAGGAGGGGGCUCCGCUUCGCCGCCGCCGCUGCCGGGCUUCGGCACCCCCUGGUCCGUGCAGACCUCGUCGCCGCCGCCGCCCCAGCAGCAGCAGCCGCCGCCGCCGCAGCCCCCGCAGCCGCCGCCGCCGCCCCAGCCCCCGCAGCAGCAGCCGCCGCCGCCGCCGCAGCCCCAGCCUCCGCAGCAGCCGCCGCCGCAGCAGCCGCCGCCGCAGCAGCCGCCGCCGGGCUCCUCGGCCGCCACCCCGGGCGGCGGCGGCAGCGGCUGCGGCGGCCCAAUCAGCGCCAUGCCGCCGCCCAAUCCGGAGACGGACAGCAGUUUCUACCCCGGGAUUCCGUCGUCGAUCAACCCGGCUUUCUUCCAGAGCUUCUCGCCCGUGUCUCCGCACAACCCCUGCGCCGGCAUGAGCGUGCCGGGCGGCGGCGGCGGCGGCGGCGGCUUCGGCGGCCCCUUCUCGGCGGCCGCCGUGCCCCCGCCCCCGCCGGCCAUGAAUUUACCUCAGCAGCCGCCGCCGGCCCCGCAGCCGCAGCCCGCGCCUCCGGCCCCGCAGCCGCCGCCGCCUUCGAGCCGGCGCUCGCCUGUCAGCCCGCAGCUCCAGCAGCACCAGGCUGCCGCCGCCGCCUUCCUGCAGCAGAGGAACUCGUACAACCACCACCAGCCUCUUCUGAAGCAAUCUCCUUGGAGCAACCAUCAGAGCAGUGGCUGGAGCACAGGAAGUAUGUCGUGGGGAGCAAUGCAUGGCAGAGAUCAUCGUAGAACUGGAAAUAUGGGAAUUCCAGGAACUAUGAAUCAGAUCUCUCCUUUGAAGAAACCAUUUUCUGGUAAUGUCAUAGCUCCACCAAAAUUUACUCGAUCUACUCCAUCCCUGACACCUAAAUCAUGGAUUGAAGAUAAUGUGUUCAGAACAGACAACAACAGUAAUACUCUCUUACCCUUACAGGUAAGAAUGGUGAGAUCUAGUUUGCAGUUGCCAGCUUGGGGCUCAGAUUCACUCCAAGAUAGUUGGUGCACUGCAGCCGGAACAUCCAGAAUAGACCAGGAUCGAAGUCGAAUGUAUGACAGUUUGAACAUGCACUCAUUGGAAAACUCCCUCAUUGAUAUUAUGAGAGCAGAGCACGAUCCUCUUAAAGGUCGCUUGAGCUAUCCUCAUCCAGGGACUGACAAUCUUUUGAUGUUAAAUGCGAGGAGUUAUGGGCGAAGACGAGGCCGUUCUUCCCUCUUCCCAAUAGAUGAUGGCUUGCUAGAUGAUGGCCACAGUGAUCAAGUUGGUGUCUUAAAUUCACCUACAUGCUACUCAGCUCAUCAGAAUGGAGAGAGGAUAGAACGUUUUUCUCGGAAAGUUUUUGUUGGUGGUCUUCCUCCUGAUAUUGAUGAAGAUGAAAUUACUGCUAGUUUCAGACGAUUUGGGCCUCUGGUAGUAGACUGGCCUCACAAAGCAGAAAGCAAGUCCUACUUCCCACCAAAAGGUUAUGCAUUCCUUCUCUUCCAAGAGGAAAGCUCUGUUCAAGCACUGAUUGAUGCUUGUAUUGAAGAAGAUGGGAAGCUAUAUCUAUGUGUCUCUAGCCCUACUAUCAAGGACAAACCAGUUCAGAUCCGUCCCUGGAAUCUAAGCGAUAGUGACUUUGUAAUGGAUGGGUCACAGCCCCUUGAUCCUCGAAAAACAAUUUUUGUUGGAGGUGUCCCCAGGCCUUUGAGAGCGGUGGAACUCGCAAUGAUAAUGGACCGGCUCUAUGGUGGAGUUUGUUAUGCAGGAAUCGAUACAGAUCCAGAGCUGAAGUACCCAAAAGGUGCUGGGCGUGUUGCUUUUUCCAAUCAACAGAGUUAUAUCGCUGCCAUUAGCGCUCGGUUUGUUCAACUUCAACAUGGCGAUAUUGACAAACGAGUGGAGGUAAAGCCAUAUGUGUUGGAUGACCAGAUGUGUGAUGAAUGCCAGGGCGCACGCUGUGGUGGAAAGUUCGCUCCCUUCUUUUGUGCCAAUGUCACUUGCCUGCAGUAUUAUUGUGAGUUUUGCUGGGCGAACAUCCACUCUCGUGCAGGACGUGAAUUCCAUAAGCCAUUGGUCAAGGAAGGCGCUGACCGCCCACGUCAGAUCCACUUCCGCUGGAACUAAGCGUAGUGAACCAGCCUCUGUUUAAGGAAAGAUGGGUGCAUGUGGCUUACUGUGUUUGAAGAUACUGACGUGCAGAAGAAAUAAGUGCAUUCUUCUGCUUUUCACCCCAGCUCUCAAUACAUGCAUCUUUAUCAGCAGCCAAAACACUACAAGCCUCUUGUUUUUCACCAAAACCCUACAUCUCAGGCUUACUAAUUUUUGUGAUAUUUUCAUGUUAAAAUAAAAUGUUUUUUUGUAUUUUCUCCAAGUUAUUUUUAUAUGUAAAGUUAAAACUAGAUAUGAGAAUGUUUUUUGCAUAGGGGCACACAGUCUGCUGCUAUAUUUAGUGGGUGAAGCGUGCACUUAUUUCUAAACAUGGGUUUUUAACUUCAAGAUCUGCCCCAGUAAUUUACCAAAGGUAGCAAAAAAUAAUAGUGAAGAUGGAAUAUGUCUGCUACAAAAAGCUUAUUUUUAUUGUUGCUAUUUUCAGUGUAUACAUAAACUAAACAAAUUAGGGUUGAUUUUUGCUCUCCAUUUUGACUUGCAAGAAAUAAUACCUCAAGAUAAUCUGAUUUAUUAGCUCUUUUUAAACAUUUUUAAUCACAAGCUGUAUUAGCUUUGCUGCUAUAUAGGUGUUAUGUGUAAUGCCACCUAUUAAUACGGGAUUGAAAACGUUUAAGACACACUGCAUUGCAGAUGAAAUGCAGGCAGCACAAUGUGGCCUAAACUGCCAUAGUUUUAGAAUGUGAAGAGAAAUUGCAUGUUUACUUACCUGUAUACACCAUAUGCAUGCACUAGAAUUACUUACUAACCAGAGGUGAGUUAUUGCAAAUGUUCAGGAAUUUAAAAAAAAAAAAAAAAAGCUCUCUUGAAUCUAGGUAGCAUGAGCAAAUUA